AUGUGUGUGACUGAGAAAUGGUUCUACCGUGAAUGUGGUUGUCACUAUAACCACAACAUCCUAUGCAGUACUUAUCAUCGGACUCGAAUACCCGGUACCGCUCCGACAACCCAAUACUCUGUGCACCCGUGGAUCGAAGAGGCGGGCGUCGAUGCCUAUGUGGCCUCCAAACAGCAGAGACGACAUGCAUGGCCUCCCGAGCCACGGGAUUGUCCGGAGCAUACCACGGUUGAGAAGUUCUUUCUCAACCACGUAUGCGAAGAUUGUCUCCUAGCAAAGCUUCCCCCCAAACCGCCUGAAUUAGAACAUCUCAUGACACCGGCUGGCCCCGUUCCUACACCUGAUGAUGGGUGUGGGCUUAUCUGGGACAGCGAAGUCAAGGUCGAAAUCCAGAGCGAAACCUCAGAACCACCUCACAGACCGAAAACUCCAGAUGUCGCUCUUUGGGACAAUGACUUGCAUGAGGACAGAGGGAUGGUAGAAAGUCAGACCAAGGCCAAGGUUGAAAUCGACAGCUAUAGCAUCUCCGCGGAAGAUCCUUCAUCUCCAUUAUCCCUCACCUUUGACGAUGAGGCCAGCUCGCUGUCUUCUUCCAUGCCGAUCUCCCCCCCUAGCUCAGCCAUCGCGGGCAGUGAUGGACUUAUCUCACCCUCGUAUCAGAAUAGACGAUAUGGUCUUGCCUUCCACCGGCCCUUCCUUGCAGAUCUCAACGACGCCGAUGACGAAUUUGACUCCUGCCCCGAGCAAUACUAUCGGUUCCCUACACCGCCCUCGCGAGGAAGGUCUAGGGUGCGUGGAGAUGCGAAUGGAAGUGAGCGCGCUGCGGCAGGCCCCGAGGUAUCGCACGUACCGGUCAGAGGCAGGCCCAACAGCAACAGACUUUCCAGACUCGAGACUUUGAGAUCUUUGUCGAAUAAUGUUGUGUCCAGCUCAAAGUUUCCGGACGAGGACAAAUCGUGCGACAAUGAUUCGACUCGGUCCUCGGUGUCCACGAGGUUCAAGUCGAGGACUCCAUUUCGUGGCUUUCGAACUCGGAAGGUCGAUCCACUCAUUGCAGAGACAAUCGAAGCUAGACCAGUCUUACUAGCUGACGACUGCAUUGACACCGGUCAGAUCCCAAUUUCAUGCCCAGGGUCUGGCGGAAGUUCACCGAUGCCACCUCGAAAAUCAAGUUUCAAGAACUGGACAUUUCUCAAGUUGCGUGACCACAAUAGUAACAAGCGAAGUGGUAGUACUCGCUCUCACAGUCGGUUGAGAAGCUUGGCUCCUAGUCCAACGGGGUCUUGGUCACGCAAUCAGCUUGGUCAACGCGAGAAGAUGUACUCACAGCUGUCGGGUUCAGUUCAUGAGAUUGCUUCCAGCCGUAGUACCCAAAAGGACGACAGACAAGCCGAAAUUCUUGAGCAGCGGCCAGCUCUGCAGGUGAUAGGCAUUCCGAACCAUCCCCACUCGUCGACAUUGAAGACGGGGCGUGCCAUACUGGACGGCUGUAUGGAUUUUGACCUGGGGUUGGACGAUGUGGGAGAUAAACAGUGGCACCCCGACGUCAAACGCGCCGACGAGAGCACCUAUGACCCCUAUGACCCCUAUGAUCCCUAUGACCCCUAUGACCCCUAUGACCGUUCUCCAGUGGUACCAGUUCAUCGGAAACUGGCCGAAUUGAAGCUGGAGACGGUGGCAUCGCGAGACUCCUGGCCUCUUCGAUCUGCAGCCAGUCAAAAAGAGAACGCCGGACCUCCGCCCUCACCGCCCGCCAUGAUCCCAGUUCCCGUGGUCAAAGGAUAUAUGGAGGAAGACGCGCAGAUGGAACCGCCAGUGGCAGAAGCGAGCGACCGGGCGGACAACGUAUUUACGCCACUACUCCAACCUGGCCAGGGACGAGUUGAAACGGCGGCGAAGAAGGCAGUCUUUCCACCACGCAAAAGCUCGCUCAGGAUGAGGAUUGAGUUGCGCAGGGGGUCCAGGCCACUUUCAGAAUGCGAUAUCCCCGUUCCGGCUCUAGUUCGACCUUCUUGA
Molecule: messenger RNA, 2016 nt
Organism: Capronia epimyces CBS 606.96
Lineage: Eukaryota; Fungi; Ascomycota; Eurotiomycetes; Chaetothyriales; Herpotrichiellaceae
Exons: 1
Coding region: 1-2016 (671 amino acids)
Source: RefSeq, a predicted model, not a curated record